Molecule: messenger RNA, 1287 nt
Organism: Chenopodium quinoa (quinoa)
Lineage: Eukaryota; Viridiplantae; Streptophyta; Magnoliopsida; Caryophyllales; Amaranthaceae
Exons: 7
Coding region: 1-1287 (428 amino acids)
Molecular function (GO): protein binding
Source: RefSeq, a predicted model, not a curated record
AUGAUGUACUUAUGCUCUUUUGCAGAAGUUGUGAGAUUACUGUCAGAAAAAGCGCCAGCACAUUGCAUUCUAAAAAUUGAUUCAUUCUCUGAACUUCAAGAUGCGUAUGUGUCUAGAAAGAACAAAGACUAUCUUGAAUCAACAGAAUUUAGCGUGGGGGGUUUUACAUGGAUGUUAUCUGUGUGUCCCAAACGGAACGAGCCAGAACAAGGAGAUGAACAUCUCUCAGUUUAUGUGACAUUGGUUGAUAAACUCGAACCUGGUAGCCUUGUCGAUGUGGUGCUUCGAUUUUUUGUUCAUGAUCACCUAAGGGAUGCCUAUCUCUCUGUCUUAGAUGUAAGAGAGAGGCGAUUCCAUGCUUUGAAAGAUAAAUGGGGAGUUCCCAAAUUUGUUCCAAUUUCCACAUUCAAUGAUGCGGAUUAUGGAUUUUUGGUUGAUGAUUGCUGUGUAUUUGGUGCCGAGGUUCUUGUCAUAAACAACCAGCAGGUUAAGAUAUCUACUAUGUCGAUUGUUGAAGAGAAAUCGGUCAAGAGCUAUACUUGGAGAAUUGAGAGCUUCCAAUCAUUGAGUAAACGGUUAAGUUCUCCAAGAUUUUGUUUUAAUGGAUGGUCAUGGAAAUUGGUUUUACAUCCAAGAGGGCAGUCUAAUGCAAAGGGAAAACACCUAUCAUUAUUUCUGCGGCUAGACAAUAAUUCUGGUCUAACUCAUGGUAACAAACUGUAUGUUGAAUAUUUUCUUUACUUAAAGAAUCAACGCAAAGAAGAAGACCACUACAGACUUGGUCGUAACUGGUAUUCUGCAAGCUCAGACAGUUGGGGCUUCUCAACCUUUCUUUCUCUCUGUGACCUACAUGAUAAUUCGAAAAGCUACCAAGUAGACGAUACCAUAAUCACUGAAGUUCAUAUUCAGAAGAUGAUUUUGCUGAAAGAUAAUAUGGCUUCUGUCAAACAGGAGAAAUUGAACUUAUAUGCAAGAGGAAACAAAGAGGAGAAGGGGAAAAGCCUCUCAUUGUAUCUGCACCUAGACACUAAGCUAACUCAUGGUAACAAACUGUAUGUUAAAUUUAUUCUUUACUUGAAGAAUCAAUGCGAUGGAAAAGAUCACCAAAAGUUUGUUGCUAAAUGGCUCACUGCAAGUAAUGAAGCUUGGGGCUACCAUGCCUUUUUUUCUCUUGAAAGUCCACAUGAUUCUUCAAAUGGCUACCUAUUAGGCGACACUAUAAUCGUUGAAGUUUGUAUUAAGAAGAUGUUCAUGCUGAAAGACAUGGAUUCAUUAAAGGAAGAGUAA